AAUUGAAAGAAGAAGUUGAAAAACAAUCAGAAGAGGAGGACAAAAAAGAUGCUAAAAUUGAUAAUUUAAAAAAGCAGGUUAAAUUACUCCGAAAUAAAUUGAAAAACCUCCGAGAAAAACAAAAAUCAACUCCUCAACCGGAAAUAGUUCAGAAUCCACUAGUGCUUUUAGCCCACCAAAAUCAGUUGGAUUCCACUUUCUCUAAUCCUGACUUACUGGAUUAUCCGAUGUGUCUAACCGACAAAGAAUUAGAAAAUGAAACUUUACCGGGGAAUGAGUUUGUUUUACCCGAACACGGCUCGGCUAGUUCCAUUUCAUCGUGUGG
Funneliformis geosporum is the source of this 325-nucleotide messenger RNA. Lineage: Eukaryota; Fungi; Glomeromycota; Glomeromycetes; Glomerales; Glomeraceae. The record is from the annotation of a GenBank genome assembly.